GAGCUAUAAAUUAUCUCACAAUUUAUUUAUUUAUGGAUCUUAGUGUCAGUGAUUAAGAGGAAUUGAGAACGGUGUCUACUUUCACAUGCUAUCAUGUUUUAUUCUUGGUGUAGCAUGUAGGUAUGACUGAUGUCCACAUGGGGACACUGUAGACCAUCACAUUGCGACGAUCUCUUUGGUGAGUCGGGGCUCCUCCCAGAUUCAGCGGAUGUUGUAUCUGUGGGCUUUGUUACAAAGAGAGGUCGGACGACAAAGGACGGGUUUCUCGUUUAGUCGUGAAAAUGAAGAAACAUUUGUCGGGAAUACUGAUUUCUUGAUUUCUAUCUCGCGGUGGUUGCUACGUGUCGUCCAGUUUUACAUACAUGCUCCUUCUCGAUGAAUGGAAUAAUGUCGUUGCCGAGCAGAACGAGCUGCGUGUGGAUUUAUCUCUUGUUCGUGCUGCUGGAUUGUUACUGGGAAGCGGUGUCUGGGCAGCUCUCUUACUCCGUCUCAGAGGAGGUAAAUCUGGGGACUGUCGUCGGAAAUAUCGCUAAAGAUCUGAGCAUCAGUGUCCAGGAUUUUGAGUCCCGUAUGUUUCAGAUUGUCGCUGGAUCAAAGAGGAAAUAUUUCGAGGUAAACCUAAAGACUGGUGUCCUGUACGUUAAUGAGCGGAUAGAUCGAGAGGAACUCUGCGGAGACGAGCCCAAAUGUUCACUCAGUGUUGAAGCGGUUAUUAAUAACCCACUGAAACUGUACCGGAUUGGAAUCAUAAUCUUGGAUGUAAAUGAUAAUUCUCCAUCAUUUCUCAGAAUGUCCCAGAUAAUCAACAUAACGGAGAGCACGGCAGCAGGGGCGAAAUUCCCUUUACAUUCUGCGGACGACGCAGACGUCGGCAGAAAUACUGUAAAUACGUACAAGCUGAGUCAAAAUGAACACUUCUCUCUGGUUACACAUAAAGGUGAGAGUGUAACUCCAGAAUUACUGCUGCAGAAAGUUUUAGACAGAGAAAAACAGUCUGUGAUUAGACUCACACUGACUGCCAUAGACGGAGGAACACCUGCUAAAUCUGGCAGUAUGACGAUUAUAGUGAAUGUGUUGGACAUUAAUGAUAACGCACCUGUGUUCAGUCAAACGCUGUACAAAGCCAGCGUGCAUGAGAAUGUGAAGAUAGGCACAGCGAUAAUAACACUAAAUGCUACUGAUUUAGAUGCAGGACAGAACGGACAGGUGUUAUAUUCAUUCAGUGAAGUAGGCCGAGAGAAACAAACUGAUCUGUUUGCUAUCGAUGAAAAAACUGGGACUGUGACAAAUAAAAAGAAUAUCGACUUUGAGGAGAACAAUGCUUUUGAGAUUCGAGUGCAGGCCAGUGAUGGAGCUUCUUCUCCUCUCACCUCACAUGCUAAGUUAUUGAUUGAAGUGUUAGACGUCAAUGACAAUGCUCCUGAAAUUUCUGUGACAUCACUGUUAAACACUGUGAAAGAGGAUGCAUCCAUUGGCACCGCCAUUGCACUUGUUUCAGUCUUUGAUAGAGACGGAGGUAAAAAUGGCCUCGUACACAGUGAGAUUUCAAACGAUGUCCCUUUUAAGUUAGAGUCAAAUUAUAAGAAUUACUAUUCGUUGGUGGUGGACGGUCCUCUGGACAGAGAGAAAGCAUCUCGGUACAACAUCAGCAUCACAGCUACUGAUGAGGGCAGCCCACCUCUCUCCAGCACCAGCGUUAUUAAGGUACACGUCUCAGAUGUGAAUGAUAACGCACCUCUAUUCACAGAAAACAUUAUCAGUGUCUAUGUGAAAGAGAACAGUCCAGUAGGAGCAGUUAUUAAAACUGUGACUGCAACCGAUGCUGACAUCGAUCAAAAUGGUCAGGUGAGCUACUCGUUUUUACAAAGUAACAGUGACUCACUGCCGUUUGCUUCAAUGGUGAACAUCAACUCAGAGACUGGAGAUAUAGUCAGCCUGCAGUCCUUUAACUACGAGGAGCUAAAAACCUUCCAGUUUAAAGUUCAGGCCACAGACUCUGGUGUUCCUCCGCUCAGCAGCAACGUGACCGUCAACGUUUUCAUUCUGGAUGAGAAUGACAAUAAUCCAGCCAUUCUGGCGCCCUAUUCUGAGCACGGCUCCGUUAACAGUGAGAGCAUCCCCUAUUCUGCUGAAGCGGGAUACUUUGUGGCAAAGAUCAGGGCUGUAGACGCAGACUCUGGAUACAAUGCGCUGCUCUCUUAUCACCUGUCUGAGCCCAAAGGAAACAACCUCUUCCGGAUCGGAACCAGCACCGGGGAAAUCAGGACUAAGAGGAGAAUGAGUGACAAUGACCUGAAAACUCACCCCUUGGUGGUGUUGGUGUCUGAUGGCGGAGAACCCUCCCUGUCAGCUACUGUGUCUAUUGAUGUGGUGGUGGUCGAAAGCACAGCUGACAUCCAGACUCAGUUCAGACAUGUGCCCAGAAAGGAGGAGAGCUUCUCUGAUUUAAACCUGUAUCUGCUGAUCGCCAUUGUGUCGGUGUCGGUCAUCUUUCUGCUCAGCCUCGUCACUUUAAUAGCUGUCAAAUGUCACAGGACAGACGGCACUUUCAGCAGGUACGGCGCCCCAAUGAUCACCACCCACCCUGACGGGAGCUGGUCUUACUCUAAAGCUACUCAGCAGUAUGACGUGUGUUUCAGCUCAGACACGUUGAAGAGUGACGUAGUGGUUUUCCCCGCACCGUUUCCGCCUGUAGACGCUGAGCUCAUCAGUAUUAACGGAGGGGACACUUUUACCAGAACUCAGACUUUACCUAACAAAGAGAAGGUAAGCUAAUUGGCAUUAUUGCCCUUCAUUUAUGUCAAUAACUGACAGUUAAAUUAUGCCUGUUUCACUGUGCAAAUAUCUCUUGCUGAUUUUUCUGAACAUCUUCAGUGAUGUUUCUGGAAUCUUUGGGUGUUUCAGAACUUUAAACAUCGAACUCUCUCCUCCACUCAACUCACCUUAGGCAGAUCAGACUCAAGUUUGUGUCUGAAUGGCAAACUACCAACUGUGGCCCGAUGUGUCUUUCUCAGUUUGGCUUUCAAUUCUGCAUUUAAAUUUGUGUGUUGCUGUCCAUGGUUCUGAACUCAAGUUGCUGAAUAUGUUCUGCUGACUGUGACGUUUGGAAAAUAUAGACGUGUUCCAUUCUCAGACAGAGUGUUCUUUCUGUUCAAGUGCACAGUAUAUUUGCAAGUGUACACAUACC
Molecule: messenger RNA, 3187 nt
Organism: Scatophagus argus
Lineage: Eukaryota; Metazoa; Chordata; Actinopteri; Scatophagidae
Product: protocadherin alpha-10-like
Exons: 1
Coding region: 376-2775 (799 amino acids)
Biological process (GO): homophilic cell-cell adhesion
Cellular component (GO): plasma membrane
Molecular function (GO): calcium ion binding
Source: RefSeq, a predicted model, not a curated record